GAGAACUGUCAAAUUCAAUCGAGUGUUAUGUUGUUUACAUAAUACAUUCGCUGAAAACGCUGAAAACCAAAUAGCCGGGAUGGCACCUCAAUCGAAUGAUAAUCUACCGCAACCCAAAACUCCCGAAGAAGAGAACAUUGCGAAUAAUCUGUGGUCGAUCCGACCAUGCUUCGUGUACAAUGAGGAAUACGAUGAUUGCACAAGCAUCAGAGGAAGAUUCCAUCAGUAUUUCAUCCACGGUGAAACAGUCGAUUGUACCCAAUGGAAGCGAGAUUUUGAUAAUUGUGUCCGUUUCGAGCGAAAUCAGCGGGACACUAAGAGUGCCAUCGAGUUGAUUGAAAGCGAACGAAAACGACGUGCAGAGCGGAUGAGUGCACACUACAGGAACGAUGUUUGGAAGAAACGAGAGAAAGCCCCCGAUGAUUGGUCGAAGCCAUUGCCGGAAUGGCUACUGAAAGAGUACGAAAGUUCAUACCUCGAGUCGAAGGCACGUGAAAUGCGAGGCGAAAUCCAACCUUCGGAUGAUAGUGGUAGAACAAUGUGUGUGAUUAUGUAGUAAAAUUUAAAGUUUGUCCAAUAAUUGUUUUAUUAGUAUGUCAUUAGGCAUAGGAAUAGAUUAUAUUGAUACGAGAAAA
This is a messenger RNA of Toxorhynchites rutilus septentrionalis, 635 nucleotides long. RefSeq names its product UPF0545 protein C22orf39 homolog. The record is from RefSeq and is a predicted model, not a curated record. Bases 80 to 556 code for a protein of 158 amino acids. NCBI's taxonomy places the organism in Eukaryota, Metazoa, Arthropoda, Insecta, Diptera, Culicidae. The transcript has 2 exons.